AUGUCGCUGCGGAUGGGCCUGGUGGCUUUGGUGAACCAGGCCGGCACCUACUUGGAUGGCAUGAGCAGCCUGCGGCAGGCGGGGCUUCGGGACAAGGAGACCAUCACCGGGGUAGCGCGCAAGGCGCAGAUCUACAGCAGCAGGAUGUCCAAAGCUUUUGCCCUGAUCCGCAUCUCCGGCAGUGUGGUCACCUGGGGCGACCUGGACUACGGGGGCGACUGCAGCGAGGUGGCCGGGCAACUGUCGGACGUGCAGCAGAUCUUUUGCUCCGAAGGCGCCUUCGCGGCGUUGACCCACGACGGGCGCGUGGUCACCUGGGGCCACAGGCCCUGGGGCGGCCAGAGCUGCAAGGUCCGGCAGCAGCUGCACUACGUACGGCAGGUGACAGGCAACAACUUCGCCUUCGCAGCGCUGCGGGGAGACCAGACGGUGAUCACGUGGGGCUUGGACCCCUAUGGCGGUGACAGCCGCCACGUGCGCGACCAGCUGGUGAGCAUUAAGGCCAUCUACGCCACCUCCUCUGCCUUCGCAGCCCGGCGGGGGGACGGCAACGUGGUGAGCUGGGGCGAGCCGCGCCAGGGCGGCGACACCCGCCAGGUGCAGUCUCAGCUGGUUUCAGUGCGGGAGAUCUGGUCCAACGAGGGCGCCUUCGUGGCGCAGCGCACAGAUGGAAAGCUGAUUGCCUGGGGCGAGCACGACUUCGGGGGAGACGCCAGCAUCGUGGCCAACUUCUUCGACGUGCGGAGCAUCCAAAGCACCGGCCGCGCCUUUGCCGCCAUUCGCAGCGACAAGACGGUCAUCACCUGGGGAUGUCCAGAGUAUGGCGGGGACAGCAACGCGGUGCAGGCGCAACUCCGAGGUGUGAAGAGCGUGCAGUGCACGGGCGCGGCGUGCGCGGCCGUGCGGAGCGACGGGCAGGUGGUGUGCUGGGGUUUCAAGGACGCUGGCGGCGACUGCACGGCGGUGCAGCGGCAGCUGGGCAACGUCACCUCCGUGGCAGGCAGCUCCGGGGCGUUCGCUGCGCUGAAGUCCGACAACACCGUGGUGACAUGGGGCGACCCGCUGUCCGGGGGUGACUGCAGCAGCGUGAAGCACCAGCUGCAGGGCGUGGUGAAGAUCGUGGGCUCCUACGGCGCCUUCGCGGCCAUGCGCACCGACGGCUCGGUGGUGACCUGGGGCAACGAGCUCUUCGGAGGGGACAGCAGCCAAGUAGAGGACCAGCUGAAGGACUUGAAUCGCUUCACCGGCUGA
Messenger RNA from Effrenium voratum, 1251 nucleotides. NCBI's taxonomy places the organism in Eukaryota, Dinophyceae, Suessiales, Symbiodiniaceae. The record is from the annotation of a GenBank genome assembly.